This is a messenger RNA of Penicillium paradoxum, 900 nucleotides long. RefSeq names its product mitochondrial 54S ribosomal protein uL1m. The transcript is spliced from 3 exons. Lineage: Eukaryota; Fungi; Ascomycota; Eurotiomycetes; Eurotiales; Aspergillaceae. Bases 1 to 900 code for a protein of 299 amino acids. The record is from RefSeq and is a predicted model, not a curated record.
AUGUCGUCCUACGGCUCGGUACUGCCCACCGCGGCACGCGGAAUCCUUUCCUCAUGCCGGAUUCCCCUGCGCGAGGCGUCAAUUGCACCGGCUGUCUCGACUUUCCAGCAGGUCCGCGGUCUCAAGAACAAGCCGAAAGGCAAGGGGAAAGAGCAGCCUACCAAGAGCCGGCGAGGCCCCCAGGAGUUCGUACAGAAGAACCUGAAAGACAUGCCACAGUACUCUCUGUGUGAUGCUAUGCGAUAUAUCCGGGCCAUCGAAGUCGGCCGCGAGCCCACCGUUCAAAAAUACGAACUGCACAUCCGCCUGCGGACAAAGCGCGACGGUCCCGUUAUCCGAAACAUGCUCCGAUUCCCCCAUGCCGUUCAGACCGAAUCCCGCAUCUGUGUCAUCUGUCCUCCCGGUUCGAAACAAGCCAAGGAAGCCCUUGCUGCAGGUGCCGUCCUUGUCGGUGAAGACGAGGUGUUCGAAGCUGUCAAGGCUGGCCGGAUCGAGUUCGAUCGCUGUCUCGCUCACCCGGACAGUCUACCCGCCCUUAACAAGGCCGCUCUGGGUCGUAUCCUCGGUCCCCGUGGUUUGAUGCCCAGCGCAAAGACUGGUACUGUCGUGGAAGAUGUUGCUGCACGUGUGGAGAUGCUCCGUGGUGGUACUGUGUACCGUGAACGUGACGCCGUUAUCCGUCUCCCUGUCGGACAACUGGGCUUCUCCCCCGAGCAAUUGCGCGAUAACAUGCGCGUGACUAUCGACCAGAUUAAGAAGGAUGCUUCCGCGCUGACUGACCGUGUCAACAAGGAGAUCUACGAGGUGGUACUGAGCUCCACCAAUGGCCCCGGAUUCUCACUGAACGGCGAGUUCCGCACCGACGCCUCUCCCGAAACAUCAGCCUUGACCGGCGUGUAA